ACGUGUAUUUCCCUACAAGACUAAUUAAGACCGUGGGAGGAGAGAGCAGUGGUGUUAUAGAUAUAGCCUCCCACUGGCUUACAUACAAAACUGAAAGUAUGACUCUUUCUCCGCCUUCUGCUUUCCUCAAAGGAAAGGCCACGGUUUCCUAAUGAAUAGAUGGUGAGCAGUUCUGUCCAUAACGCACUGUGAUGAGUAAGUUGAAUAGUGCAUGGACAAACACCAUGAUGCUGCUCAUGAAAUCAUUGAGACAAUUCGGUGGGUCUGUGAAGAAAUCCCAGAUCUCAAGCUUGCCAUGGAAAAUUAUGUUUUAAUUGACUAUGAUACAAAAAGCUUUGAAAGCAUGCAGAGGCUUUGUGACAAAUACAACCGCGCCAUUGAUAGCAUUCAUCAGUUGUGGAAAGGAACCACCCAGCCCAUGAAACUGAACACUCGUCCCUCCAAUGGGCUCCUCCGUCACAUCUUGCAACAAGUAUAUAACCACUCGGUGACUGACCCAGAGAAACUCAACAACUAUGAGCCCUUUUCCCCAGAGGUGUAUGGAGAGACUUCCUUUGAUUUAGUGGCCCAAAUGAUUGAUGAGAUUAAAAUGACUGAGGAUGACUUGUUUGUUGAUUUGGGCAGUGGUGUGGGUCAGGUGGUGCUUCAGGUUGCUGCUGCCACAAACUGCAAACAUCACUAUGGUGUGGAGAAAGCUGAUAUUCCAGCAAAGUAUGCUGAGACGAUGGACAGAGAGUUCAGAAAGUGGAUGAAAUGGUAUGGGAAAAAACAUGCAGAAUACACACUGGAAAGAGGUGACUUCCUCUCAGAAGAAUGGAAAGAAAGAAUUGCAAACACAAGUGUUAUUUUUGUGAAUAAUUUUGCCUUUGGUCCUGAGGUGGAUCACCAACUGAAGGAGCGAUUUGCAAACAUGAAGGAAGGUGGCAGAAUCGUGUCCUCAAAGCCUUUUGCACCUCUAAACUUUAGAAUAAACAGUCGAAACUUGAGUGAUAUUGGCACUAUAAUGAGAGUUGUGGAGUUAUCACCACUGAAAGGGUCGGUUUCAUGGACCGGGAAACCAGUUUCUUACUACCUGCAUACUAUUGAUCGCACCAUACUUGAAAACUAUUUUUCUAGUCUCAAAAAUCCAAAACUCAGGGAGGAACAAGAGGCAGCUAGACGUCGUCAGCAAAGAGAAAACAAGAGCAACACAACUACUCCAACCAAGGUGCAAGAAAAUAAGGAUUCUGGUGCUGAAGAAGAAAAAGUUGGGACAAAUGCAGUUAAAAAGACAUCCCCCUCCAAAGCACGUAAGAAGAAGCUGAGUAAGAAAGGAAGGAAAAUGGCAGGGCGGAAGCGAGGGCGUCCCAAGAAAAUGAACGCUGCAAAUACAGAGCGCAAGACCAAGAAGAACCAAACUGCACUAGAGCUUCUGCAUGCUCAAACUGUGUCACAGACACCCUCAUCCUCUCCUCAGGAUGCAUACAAGUCACCUCAUAGUCCAUAUUACCAACUACCUCCUAAAGUACAACGGCAUUCAUCUAACCAACUGUUGGUGACUCCUACCCCACCUGCACUACAGAAGCUGCUCGACUCUUUUAAGAUCCAGUACAUGCAGUUCAUGGCGUACAUGAAAACUCCUCAGUACAAAGCAAACCUGCAACAGUUACUGGAGCAGGAAAAGGAAAAGAAUGCUCAGUUGCUGGGGACAGCACAACAGUUAUUCACCCACUGCCAGGCACAGAAAGAGGAAAUUAAACGGCUCUUUCAACAGAAACUCGAUGAGUUGGGAGUUAAAGCUCUGACAUAUAAUGACCUGAUUCAGGCUCAGAAGGAGAUCUCUGCUCACAACCAGCAGCUGAAGGAACAGACAAAGCAGCUGGAGAAAGAUAACAGUGAACUCAGGAACCAGAGCUUGCAGCUGCUUAAAGCACGAUGCGAAGAACUGAAGUUGGAUUGGUCGACGCUGUCAUUGGAGAGCUUACUGAAGGAAAAGCAGGCACUGAAGAAUCAGAUUUCUGAGAAACAAAAGCACUGUUUGGAAUUGCAGAUCAGCAUUGUGGAGCUUGAGAAAAGUCAAAGGCAGCAGGAGCUCAUGCAGCUGAAAUCGUAUAUGCCUCCUGAUGAGUCUCUGUCGGUACAGCUACGCAAUAAAAACCGUUUAAGCCGUGAGCCCGAGGCUGAUCACGGCAGAUUCCAACUUGAGCUUGAGUGCUCUAAAUUUCCUAUGCCCCACAUCAACGGCAUGAGCCCUGAACUGUCCAUGAAUGGCCAUGCUACUCCCUAUGAAAUCCAUAAUGCUCUUAGCAGGCCCUCUUCCAAGCAGAACACCCCUCAAUACAUGACCUCUCACCUGGACCAAGAAAUAAUUCCUUGCACCCCAAACCACAGCAGCAGACAGAAGGUGGACAAGACAGCAAGCUUGUCCUUACCUGAUUACACCAGGUUUUCCCCAGCUAAGAUAGCCCUAAGGAGACACUUGAAUCAGGACCAUGCAGUCAAUGGAAAAGCAACAACUAAUGAGAUACACCAGAGAGCUGACCAUGUAAAAGAGAAUGGCCUUACAUAUCCAAGCCCUGGCAUUUCAAAUGGGAUAAAGCUGAGUCCUCAGGAAACUCGGCCCUCUUCCCCAGCGGCCUUACCGAUUGCAGGCGAGAAGGUUUUGCGAGAGAGGACUUCUGCGAGUAAUGGAGAAACUAUCACCAGCCUACCUAUCAGUAUUCCUCUCAGCACGGUGCAGCCCAAUAAACUCCCUGUUAGUAUCCCUCUGGCCAGCGUAGUCCUACCUAGCCGUGUUGAGAAGGUGAGAAGCACACCUAGUCCAGUUCAUCAGAAUCGAGACUCGUCGUCAACACUUGAAAAACAGUAUGGUGCUAGUUCUCAUAAUGGCGUAAGCAAUGCUGCUGGAAAUAAGCCACUGGCUUUGGCUACCUCAGGUUUUUCAUAUUCUUCUGGCUCCAUGGCACUUAAUGGAACUCUUUCAAACAGCCCAGCCCACCUUAACCAUAGUGUUGAUCAGGCAGCUGUGGACGACUGCGGGAGUUUGUUUAACUCGGUAGGGUCUCGGAGCUCCACUCCACAAUACCCUUCUUUGCUAAUGAUGCAGUCACGGAAUUCUGGGCAGAAUUCCCCGGCUCACCAGCACUCAGCAAGCCCCAAGUUAAAUGGCGUCUCCCAGAGCAUGGUAGGGGUACUGCAGUAUGUGGAUGCUCAGAAGAUGUUUGCCGAAGGAACAAAGGGGGAACUUCAGCCUGAUGCUGCCUUUUCCGAUCCUGAGAACGAGGCCAAGAGAAGAGUCAUCUUCACAAUCUCUCCUAGUACAGGAAGUGUAAAACAGUCUCCGUCUAACAAGCACAGUUCCCUGACUGCAAGCAUUCGGAUGGACUGUGGCCAAGCAUACAUGCAGGAUGGGAAGAAACGAGGUCGAAGGAAGAGAUCCUCCACAGGGAAUCUAAACAUGAACUCUGGAGUGUCCCCUAAACGCAAAUCCUUACCAACUGUGGCUGGACUCUUUACUCAGCCUUCGGGCUCACCGCUUAAUAUAAACUCAAUGGUCAAUAACAUUAAUCAGCCUUUAGAAAUAACAGCCAUUUCCUCCCCUGAAAACUCCCUGAAGAACUCUCCUGUUCCCUACCAGGACAAUGACCAGCCUCCAGUGCUGAAAAAAGAGAAGCCCCUGAUUCAGACUAAUGGUGUUCAUUACUCACCACUGACUUCAGAUGAAGAACAGGGAUCAGAAGAUGAGCACAAUAGCACCAGAAUUGAGAGGAAAAUUGCAACGAUAUCAUUGGAAAGCAAAUCUCCACAGAAGACUAUUGAAAAUGGUGGCAGUUUAGCUGGGAGGAGACAGGCACAAACCAGUGAGAACAUGAAUAGCAGUAAAUGGAAGUCUACUUUUUCGCCAAUUUCUGACAUCAACCUGACCAAAACUACAGAUAGCCCAUUGCAGGCUGUUUCAUCUCUGAGCCAGAAUUCCCUGUUUGCCUUUAGGCCGUCCUCUGAGGAUGGCAUGGCCAUCGAUGCCAAAAUUGCAGCACACACACGGAAAAACAUCACCAUGUCCUCCUCUGGGACGGACAGACUCAGCCCCAAUACAAACUCCGCUAAUGGAUCCAUGUAUAACGGUGGAGUGACCACAGACAUCGGUUUACACAGCUUUAUUGAUGGUGCUUCUCUUCCUCAUAAGACUUCAGAUGUGACGACCCUCAACUCCUCUCUGGGUUUUCAGUCACAGAGGAGCAAAGAUGUGGGGAUUUUGGAGACAAACCCCUUUUUGAACAAGAGGCAGCUUGAAGGCCUCGGCAGCAUGAGAGGAGAAGACUUAAACCGAUCAGGAGUCAAAAAUAAAGAGCUCAGUGAAUUAACCAUUCGUCCAGGGGCGGCUUCUGAAAAAAGUUCCUUGCAGCACAAUGGCAAGGUCGGCAAAGGACGGGACCGAGAUGUGGAGUUUAAAAACGGCCACAACCUUUUCAUUUCUGCUGCUGCUGUAUCUUCUGGUGGCCUUCUCAAUGGCAAAAGCCUUUCCACUGGUGUCUCAUCUGCAGGCAACCCAGCACCUUCUGUUCAGACGCACCAUCCUUUCUUAAACACAUUGACCACUGGAUCGCAGUUCCCCCUGGGUCCCAUGGCUUUGCAGGCAAACCUCAACUCGGUGACAAACGCCUCAGUAUUGCAGUCCUUAUUUAAUUCAAUGCCAGCUGCUGCCAGUCUGGUCCACGUGUCAUCAGCUGCAACCAGACUGACUAACUCUCAUGCUAUGGGGAAUUUCUCUCCUGGGGUUACAGGUGGAACAGUUGGAGGUAACUAGGAUUUCUACCUCAACCCAAUGUGACCUAUGCAAGGACAACGUGGACCAACUUCACUCAGCUUCCACUGAAAGGUGCUCACCUGGCCUGGCAGGGGUUUCUACUCUCUUACUACUGGACAAAGUAAACAAACAAAAGACCUAAAUAACAGAGAAAAGAAUAUUCUACUGUGAAUCAGAGUUGAAAAAAAAACUGCAAAGGAAAAUGCUUAAAACAAAGCUCCAGUUUGUAUUGUCGAUAGUUUAGCUAAAGUAUUUAUCUUUUUUUUAAAAUGAAAACAAUUUUGGCUUAUUUUAUUCCAUCUAAAGUCAUAAAAAACCACAACUCAUUGAAACCAUUCUCUGAAUAAUAAAGGACUGGCACACCAGCAGAGAUGUAAAGAGCCUCCUCUCGGUGCUAUUUCAUCCGUCAGAACUGUGCCUCUCUAGUUCAAAUCCUUGGUGCUGAAUUUGAGGGUUGACCAAUGCCAAGCCCAGUUCUCAGAAAGGUCUGCUUUUAUUUAUUCAGCUCACUCUGUUCAUAUACCAAAGUCCAUUGGUUUACAGCAAAGCAGGAGCUACAGAGAAUGGCAGUCUUUGGUUUUGGGUGAUUGUUUUUUAUUUUUAACAGAGCUUAUGGCUCAGUUAUCAGGCGUUUAAUAUUGUUUAUUACAAACAAGAAUGCAAUACUCCCCUCUGGAGUGGCAGCUAGAUUACCUGUGCAAACUCAGCUGGUUCAGACACUUGGAACAGAAGAAGCAUAACUUAAGUCUAGUCCUGUUAGACUACUUCACUGGGCCCAUUAAAACCUCUGGUGGCGCUCAAGUCACUGUGAAUUUCAGUAACUAGACUGUUAACUUGUUUUGGGGUGUCAUUUGGCAUAUGAACAGGGUGCAUAAUCACUGGUGUUGGUCAGGCCCUUUUUAACAAUAUUGGGAAGAUUGAAAAUCGAGCUUCUAUGCUGGGGCAGAUAGCAGCAGAUUUUCUCAGCUUGUUUUUGUUGAAGUACAAUGUAUUUUGUUAGUAAGAUUUUGAUACUUGAUUCCGAAAUGGCUCAGCCUUGUACAUUUUAUUGACUAAGUGCAUUCGCUUUUGUAUUUCUUUGCUUUGAAUAGGUUUAAAUGGUAGUUCACAAAAACACCACAAUCUAGUGGAACUUGCUGCCACACUAUCAAACUGGUGCAUUUUGAAUUGUAUUGUGACUUGGUGUUCUGUGUACAGAAAGUGUCGCUCCGAGCAGUGACCGUAUUUUAUAGACGUGAUGAAAAUUUAUGAAUUUCAUAAACUUUAUUCAGUUUAUUUUUUAGGUUGUGUGAUGCACAGUAAACUUGUAAACAGAUGUUUUUAUUUAUUCAAGUGCACAAAACGGGGAGGAGGACCCAUUAGUUCAUAAACUUCAAUGUGCAGCAUAGGCUGGACCAAGCACCAAUAAAGGAAACCACAGUAACAGAAGGGGAAUCGCUACAGCAAAGUGACUAGAUUCAGAGCACAAUGGUGCUAAAGUGAACCCUUGCUGGCCUAAGUUCUCUCUGGGGAGAUUUGGUCGUAUUGCAUCAGAGGCACUUGGUGACCUUCAGUCCAUUCCAGCGAGGUUACUGUCUCUAACCUCCAGCAAGAUGCCAUUCACGAUAGCGUUGAGCUCUCCCUUACCAACUCCCUAGUGUGGUUUCCCUUUGUCACAAACUGCUGGGCUUCGUGAAUCAGCUGCCUAAAUGUACUUGGAGCAGGCCAAAUAUCUCUUCACACUCUCUUGCUGUGCUUCCGUGGCUGGUUUGAUCUGUGUUUCCGUGAGUACUGUGUUGAUUCUUGUGUCCAAAGAGGCUGGUGGAGAUGUUCUCCUACUUUCCUAUUCUCACCAGCUCCCUCCUCUCCCCAUGGGAGUGAAUUUGUCCUGGAACGGUGCAGUAUCCUGAUUAACAAUGCCCCCUUCACUGUGUUUCAGAUUGGCUGCUUCCCUCUAGACCAUGUAGCGGGCAAUGGCAUAGAAGUUAACAAGCUCGGUUACCCUAACCAUUCCUAGAUGUCUCGGCUGUGUGCAGAAACUGUUAAUGUAACUUUGCCUUAUUAUUGAUCACUAAGGGGACUGAUCCUUAUUCCUAAUCUUCAGGAAUAUUUUUAAUCAUUUUCUAGUUUGUGCAUGGGAGCAGAGAGGGAGGAAGUGAUGCAUCCAGCUGGAUUCCUAGCAGCAGGGAGAGAACCUAGAGAAAGCAAAGUAAUGCUCAGGGAGUGGCAGCUGAGAAACAUCCAGUAGCUUCUAGUGGAAGCCAUAAACAGUUAUGUCCUGGAAUCCAGGGAAAUAACGUCACCCAGUUAUUGUUUAGCUGUGAAUUUGGCAACUCCAGCCUGAUCCAGAUCUUUGGGUAACUGAAAGGUGCAGGGCCUUCUCAGCAGUUUUAAUCCCAAUUAAAGGCAACAAAAAUGCAGACUCAGAUCCUUGGAGGAUUUA
This is a messenger RNA of Gopherus evgoodei (Goodes thornscrub tortoise), 7208 nucleotides long. RefSeq names its product DOT1 like histone lysine methyltransferase (gene DOT1L). The transcript has 28 exons. The record is from RefSeq and is a predicted model, not a curated record. Gene Ontology annotation, cellular component: nucleus. NCBI's taxonomy places the organism in Eukaryota, Metazoa, Chordata, Testudines, Testudinidae. Gene Ontology annotation, biological process: heterochromatin formation; DNA repair; DNA damage checkpoint signaling. Gene Ontology annotation, molecular function: histone H3K79 methyltransferase activity. Bases 212 to 4786 code for a protein of 1524 amino acids.